This is a messenger RNA of Stylophora pistillata, 1224 nucleotides long. RefSeq lists its product as uncharacterized. Lineage: Eukaryota; Metazoa; Cnidaria; Anthozoa; Scleractinia; Pocilloporidae. The record is from RefSeq and is a predicted model, not a curated record.
AAACCGUCGUGAAGUUAGGAGAAUCCUGCGGGGAAAGUCUUUUCAGCCGUACGUGGUUCGUUUGCUGUAAACACCAUACAGCUGUUAUUUAACAAAGAAUCCUCACCUAGUCAAAACCUCCCCUGGCCCUGACCCACUGCUGAUUAGAAAAGUGUGUGCUCUCAAGUAACAAGACAAUACAGCUUCCUUCAACAAGCUACUGUAGAGAGGAAGACGUCGCUCUCGCAUCACUGAUGUCUUUAUCCGUGUCACUUUUGAUAUCAGUGCUGGAUUUAGGCGCAGUGUUUUUUAACGGACGACUGUUACUGAGCUGCUUCAUAAGAAACACAAAGUACAAGUUUGUUCAAAAGUGCUGGAUGUUGGCAAGUCUUCAGGCUGCUAGUCAAGUUGCAAUUCUUGUUGCAGAUGGCAUAGAAUGGUGGAAUGGCAUCCAGAUUCAACCUACCGAGUCCUGUAAUGUCUUCAGAGUUCUCUCCCUUUCAAUGUUGUUUUUCCAAAUUUGUAUCCUGACGGCAAUCGUAACAGUUUGUUAUGAGCAUUUGGCAGGACAUAAAGAACGAAAAUCAUUUUCUUGCCUUUCGAUGUACACAGUGCUUCUUCUGGGAUUUCUCGGUUCCGCAAUUAUCUUUUGGCACUGUUGCUUCACGCGAACGCCUACUUCUCAAGCCGUCCUUAAAGUUGCACUGAUUUUGACCUCGUCUUUUGUCGUCUAUCUGCUUUCCGCAGCCUUGGCUAAAAGUGAUGCUGAAUACAACAAAGAAAUCACCUCACUCAAAUCAAACGCCUCAAUGAAUUCGCGCCUUUUGUCAUGGUCUUGGAAAGCUUGGGAAGAAAACAAGGAGUCCUUGUUCUUAACAGUUUUGUUUACAGCAUGUUCGACGCUGAUUUUCAUUGGAGCGGCCCAUGCUAAUCCCGAAUCAGCUCUGUGGGGUCGCGAUUUGAAAGGAGAGAUGUUGUUCAAUGGAAUUGUUUAUCACCUAAUUCCUAAAUUUUGUGUGGGAACGGGUUUACCAGUAACAGUGUAUUAUUUUAUUAAUUUGAGCUAUUCCGGAAAGAAAGAAAGAGACAGUAUAAUUGAAACAAUUUGAAAGAUAACUUUGCCAUUAACUAUGGAGACUGAGGUGGAACUUCGCUUAUAAGAAAUCGGUUUAUUCGAUGAUCCCUUUCUUAUUUGCAACUCUUUGAGUCACAGUACAUAGCAAAAUUAUUUGUUAUUCCUCUUUC